UUAACCUGCCGUUGGUAGGACCCUGCAGAACUCAAACCCAGCCGCUAGCUUCACCUGUUCGCAAUGCACAGUUAUUUUACCUGGAGUUGCGUUCCAUCGCCUCACUAAAAGACAAGAAAGUUCCAUGCCGAGAAUGAUAUCAUAUUCAGGCUGCAGCUUGCUGCUGCUGUCGGCUUUCGUUGGCGCUUCUUUCGCGGAGAUGGUCUUCCGUUGCYCGAGUUGCACCGCCGAACGUCAGGCUGCGUGCCCGAAGCUCACCGAGACCUGUGCAGAGAUAGUGCGCGAACCGGGCUGCGGUUGCUGCCCGGUGUGCGCCCGGCAAGAGGGCGAGUUAUGCGGCGUGUACACCCCGAGAUGCUCCAGCGGGCUCCGGUGUUACCCGAAGCCGGACUCCGAUCUGCCUCUCGAGCAGCUGGUCCAGGGGCUGGGGCUGUGCGGACACAAAGUGGUCACCGAGCCCACGGGGAGCCAGGCGCACCAGGAGCAACUUAGCGGGGAGGAGGUGGUCCUCCUGGACAYGAGCCUGACAGAGAUCCCCCCGUUGAGGAAGGCCACUAAGGACAACCCAUGGCUGGGGCCCAAGGAGAACGCUAUGCGCCAGCACCGACAGGAGAUGAAGACCAAGAUGAAGAGUAACAAGCCGGAGGACCCCAAAACUCCCCGCGGCAAGCAGAUUCAGUGUCAGCAGGAGCUGGACCAGGUGCUGGAGAGGAUAUCUAAGAUGCCCUUCAGAGAUAACCGAGGCCCACUGGAAGACCUGUAUGCCCUGCACAUCCCCAACUGUGACAAGAGGGGGCAGUAUAACCUCAAACAGUGUAAGAUGUCUCUGCACGCAGAGGGGGAGUGCUGGUGUGUCAACCCACACACCGGUCGGCCCAUCAACAGCACCGACCGUGAGGGGAGACCAAACUGCAGCCAGUACCUUAGAGGACCAGAGAUGGACACCUCGCUCAGCCCAGAAAUAGUACGGCUGAUUCUCCCUUUGAUCGGCCUGUCUUAAACACAACAGAGAAGCAGUACUCUAAACACUUAACUUUUCUGUGGUGAACAAAGUCUAAUGAGAAGAAUGUUUACUAUGGGCUGAAUUCUAACUAGAAAUCUGUGUGUCCAUCUCAGACUUUUGUGUAAAAAUCAAGCAUUGAUGUCAAUGGGCGAUUUGCACGUAAAUUCCAAUKAUAUGCACAUUUGGCAAUUAGUAUUCACCCCUAUGGACCUCUUGUAUUCAAUGUAUCUGUUGUAGGGUAUCUAGAGAAAUGUUAUCAUGRAAAAAUKAUUUGACUUAUUUGAAAGGUGAAUAUGUGAAGCAUAAAACAAAACAGUGAAUUGACGCUUUAAGGGAUUAGUGUCUUACUUACUUAGUGUUUGUAUGGCUGUGUUUACACUGGUAGCCCAAUUCUAAUAUUUUGCCACCGAUUCGUCUUUUGACCAAUCAGAUCAGAUCUUCUGCGUGUGUAAACGCAGCCCAAGUGUCUUACUAUCUGGUGCUGGGAAGUGAACAUGUCAAAUGUUUGGUGGUUGUGUACUCAACUCCGCCUACCGUUUGUUUGUUUUACUGUGUUCUACGCCUUCAGGUUGGUAGGCUACUAAAACUAUGAAACCUACCUUCUAUAGCCUUUGGAAUACACAUACGUCUUCUAUACACUGUAGGAAAACCACAUAGACAAAGUGUUGUUGUUACAAACACAAAUACACGUUUUUAGAUUUCCUCGUUAAUAGGAACACAAAUAGAAAUGUAGAAUUGUUUUGUGAUAAAGAACGUCUUGUUAUAAGAUGAAGUACGUGAUUAAAUGGAUGGUAACUUCCUGUA
Salvelinus sp. IW2-2015 is the source of this 1807-nucleotide messenger RNA. The record is from RefSeq and is a predicted model, not a curated record. Lineage: Eukaryota; Metazoa; Chordata; Actinopteri; Salmoniformes; Salmonidae.